This is a messenger RNA of Leptosomus discolor (cuckoo roller), 1713 nucleotides long. NCBI's taxonomy places the organism in Eukaryota, Metazoa, Chordata, Aves, Leptosomiformes, Leptosomidae. The record is from RefSeq and is a predicted model, not a curated record.
GAUACAAAGGAGGAGGUCUCAGAGAAGCCAAAGUCUGCUCCAACCGCAGAGAAGUACGGCUGGAUUAAGAAAAGCAGUGGGGGGCUCCUGGGAUUGUGGAAGGAUCGUUACAUCCAGCUACGGAAGACGCAGCUCGUGGUCUAUGAGGACGAGGAUGAACAGAAGUGCAUAGAAACAGUGGAACUGGAGAGUUAUGACAAGUGCCAGGAACUGCGUGCACUACUGAAAAAGAAAAACCGUUUCAUUUUAAUCCGCUCCCCGGGUAAGAAGGUUCAUGAUAUCAAAUUCCAAGCUCCAACUUUGGAAGAAAAGGAAUCAUGGAUAAAAGCUCUAAAUGAAGGGAUCAAUAGAGGCAAAAACAAAGUAUUUGAUGAGGUGAAAGUAGACGAGAGCCUUUCCUUGGACCACGUAACUCGGGACAGAGUGAAAGUGACCCACGGGCGCAGGCCACCCACGAGAAGUCACCUAAAGGAGGCUGCCAAGUCUACAUCUGAUGGCAUCCUGCGACUAGAUCUGGAUAUAGUAGACAAUGGACCGCCAAACUUUGACUCCACUAUCAGCGAAAGUGACAAUGCGCCACCUCAGAAAGAAACUCCAAAGCCACCUAUGCCACCUACAAAAUCCACUGGCACAAAAGAAAACCAAGAUGCAGAGAACCAUGUCCUUGACCAGGAACAUAAAAAACCUCCAUCUCCUCCGUUGCCUCCAGAUAAGAAGCUUAAGGAAGGCAUAGCAUCAAAGGACAAUGUGAAUGCCAAGGAAGAGGACUCUGUAAGGCCAGAGGAGAAGGUGGAAGGAUCCCAAGCACCAAGUGAGGAGAACAGAGAGAACCUCAUUGAGGUCAGCAACAAGGGCAUAGCAAAAGCUCCAACUCCUCUUCCUAAGAGCGUCCCAGACAAGCUAAAAGUAGCUUGGGACCAAACAGUCCCUGAGCCUAAAAACACAGAAGACUUGAAAUCAUCAGGAGAUAGUAGCAAAGACAACCUUGCUGAGAUUGCUGCUGCGGAUGUUACAAAGCCUCCUGUUCCUCCUAAGAUUCUGUCAGAAAAAAUGCUAGCCACAAUGAACUCGAGCCAUGGUGACCUGGAAGCUGGGGGCUGGAAAGACCUGGAGUCUGGCAGCUCCAAGCCCCCAGUGAAUGGGAUUGCAGCCAGCGAGGCAGCAGAGUUCACAUCCCCAACAGCUGAAACUGAAGAAGGAAAUGGGAGAACCUCUGCCGAGAAGGAACAGCAAACUUCAACAGAAGAGACAGAGACUUCCUUAGCUACAGAAACAGGCCACGAGAGUGUAAAACCAACUAUCGAGAAGAAAGCAUCGGUAGAAAGCACUUCAGGUCUCAAACUUCGCAGUUCUUCUCUGGGAGACUUGCUGUCUGAUUCCAAAAAUACACAGAGAGCACUUCCAAGCCAAGGCUUCCCCAAGGAUUCCCAUCACUGCUUAGCUAAAAUGGAGGAGAAGGUUGCUAAUGAAAGGGAAAAGGCAGAAAAACUUCUGCAGAAGGUUUUACGUGAAGGGUUGGAACAGGCCCAGGAGGGGAACGGACCCCCAGUGAUGGCAGAGACAUUGCUCAAUGAGGCGGUAGAACAACUUCGGCAAGCUACACAAGUUUUGCAAGAAAUUAAAGGUCUUGGAGAACUGAAAAAAGAAGCAACACAGAAACAGAAAGAAAAGCAAAAGGAUCUAGUGACUCUUUAUAGGAGAAGUGCUCCCUGA